UGCUGCUGUUACUGCUCGGUCGUGGUAGAGGGGUCAUCCAGAUAUGUUUUCGGCAAGAGCCGUACAGAUAGAGUUGAGUGUCGAUGGGGCUGGGGGUGGUGUACGGUAAUUUAGCUGGAGCCAUUAUACCCCAUCAACAAGAACAGAUCACGCGCGGCGCGGUUCAACUGAAGCGCUCCUGGUGGUGUGCGCUCCAAACUGCGCUUAAUCGUCAGCCGCCGAUUCAGUCGACAACGGGCCUUUGUGCCGUGCGGUUGUCUCUAACAACGUGACUUUUAUUACACAAACGUCCAGUGGUGAACAACAUUAUUUUUUCGUGUGCGAUGUAAAAUAUCAAGUGUUGUGUGUAUGGAUAUAAUUAUUCUAGUAGUGUGAUUGUAUGAGAAGAUGCGCGCCAUGGAUUCAACAACUACGUCGAUGGUAGAGAAUUCUGAACACCAUUUUAUGGUUGUCAACAAAAUAAAUCAUAAUAACAAUGUCAGUGUGUCCCCGCUAAUGAAAGAACAACAGCCUUCGCUGAACACAUGGCAUCCCCACGUGUACGCCAGUCCACCGAAAACCCCCACCCCCCACCUGAUAGCAGACAUCCUCGGCUGGACGUCUGCGCCUCUGCUGCCUCCGCGUGACAACAUCUCGACUGCUUCCACUGUUGAUGAGCAGCCUCUCAACCUGACCACGAGGAGUCGAUCGCCCGGCUUCCGAGAGCCGCCCCCCAAUGGCAGCGUCGUGCCAUCCCCCAUCAAUGGACACAUUACCACGCCGCCUCCGAAGGCGGUCGUCUCACAUCGGCGCAAUUCCAGCUCUUCCACCACUUCCAAUAGUUCUACCGCUGCGCCCGCUGUAACGCACUCUCCUAAAGAAUCGAAAAAGCGCAGCAAACCAUCCAAGGAUACAACGACAACCACCACGACAAACACAAACACCAGUUCGCCGUCGCCACCCCCGGGGGCGAUUAAGGCGAGCAUGGAAGCGGCGCGUGGUGGCGGCAGUCCAGUCGACUCGUCCGAUGACGGAGACAGGAAGCGCAAGAAGGCGAGGACCACUUUCACCGGACGACAGAUAUUCGAGCUGGAACGCCAAUUCGAGAUCAAGAAGUAUCUCUCGUCCUCCGAGAGGGCAGACAUGGCUAAGCUGCUCGGAGUCACUGAAACACAGGUGAAAAUCUGGUUCCAAAAUCGACGCACAAAAUGGAAGAAGCACGACAACCUGACCAACUCAGAGGCGGCCGAACACAAGACGACAACCGGUGCGACAACCGGCACGACAACGACAACGACAACCGUCGCCGGAUCCGGCACAGGUCCGGUGAUGACGACGGCGCCGUCCACCCCGCGGCCUCCGUCCAAGAAGUCUGCGACAAGCAGUACGGAGGACCACUCGUCGCUGGAUGGAUCAGAGAGCUGCUUCAGUGAGGCCGACUCCAAACCCGCCACGGUCGCCCCCACCCCUCCCCCCUCUCCACCACCACCUCUUAGACCACCUGACAGCCCCUCCCUUUCCACCAUCACCAGCUAACCGCACUACUGCCAAAAACGUCUGGAGGGGUGCAGGGUGCACGCAAUCACUCCUGCAGCUCUACUUAGCUUCUAUCUACCUAGACUUAGCGAGAAGGGUGCUUUGCUCUUUCACAUAAUUAGGAGGACUGUUCAAAGUAAUUUUACUUUUACAACUAAUUAGUUAUUCCAAGAAAUUUCAUUGACCAUGUGAGAGCACGAUCUCCAAGAUAGCAUUCAAAUGUUUUUUUUAAUAUUGCUAAACCGCGACCCACUCGUUUUGUUCGCAAAGUUGUGUUCUGACACACCCGUCCCUGAUUGAAGAUUCCGUGCAUUGUAAAGGUGCGUACAGAUUUACGCGCCGCGAACAUGAGCAAUUCACUUUUUAUCAGCUUAUGCCAAGCUUUUUAUAUCUGUAUCUUUCUGUAAAAUACAGAUAUAGUCAGCUGAUUAAAAGUGAAUUGCUCAUGUUCGCGUCGCGUAAGUCUGUACGCACCUUAAUCUAGCCAGCUAACAGCAAAACCUGGACCUACUUCCUCAAUGUUGUCAGCUCCAUGUGAAUGGCAUCCAACUAGAGAUGGCUGUGAUCUGAGAAUCUUAAGAACACGAUGUUCGCCCUCAACUACAGCAUUACCUUAAUGGCAUACAGUAUGACAGUGUAGGAUGCAGAUAUAUUGUUGAUUUAAUUAUUACUUUGGUGGUAUGUAGUUAAUUAAAAUGCUAUCUUGUAUUUCAUUUCUCUUAUUCCGUGUCCUUGAAAACCUGUAAUUGAACUUGCGAAUUUGAGUAAAAAAAUAAUUACUUUUAGUCAUUCAUCAGCUGAAUAGAUCUCGACUAUGAUUAAUGUACAUUAUCACAAACAUUUAAAAACUAUUCACAAAUAAACAAAGAUUCUUCCAUUUUGAUUAUCAACUUGAAAGAGUAUACCUUAUCUUUGCAAAUAGUAUCAAGCAUCAAAGCACAACUUUGGCCUACACGGAGAACGGUCGUUCCAUAGUUUUGAAAUGUUCUCUCCAAAUUCAUAGAUUUUUAAUCAUUUUCUUGGCUACUAUCCUGUUGCUUCUUCUAUGUAGGCCUAUUAUUUCCUUUUUAUUAUUAUCGAGAGUUAUUCAAUGUAUUUAUUUCUUGAAUCAAUUGAUCUUCAUUAUUUUGACACUAUACUGUAACUGUAGAAUAGUUUGAACAGUCCUCAUUUAACAUUGUUCUUUAGAAAACAAUAACUCGGCUGUGAUUGACGGAGCAGAGCCCUGAAAAUGUUUAAUUUAAUUUUGUAACUUUAAUCAUGUAUACGUUGUCGAAUAAAACUGGGAUUUAUUUUUGAAUUUGAUAAAAUUGUUGAAAUUCUGAGAAGUCGUCUGAUUGCCUCUAAUUCUCAACUCUGAAAAAUAUUUGUACUUAUCUUUCCAUUGCUAUUGGUAUUGUAAUAAUAUUUAACUGUGUUGCAUGUGUUCAGCUUUAUUUCGAUCUAACAUUCAUGAUAAAGUCUUCAGCCUUGUCUUGUGGAAUCUAUAGAAUUCGACUGUUAUAGAUAAUUAUAUGCUAUUCAAUGUUUUCCACUGAUAUAGAUAUUUUUAAUCGAGUAUUGGAAUAAAGUUGAUUGAUAAAAAAUGACAGAACUUCUGUUAUUUUGAUUUUCUCAAGUUAUCAUUGAUCUCAGUUCAAUAAUGAUAAUAAAAAAACUGAAAGAUACUCCAGUCUUUUCCACACUGAGAUAGAAGAGAGACUUUAAAGUUGUUAUUUUGAAAUCAAUCUAUUUGCCUGGAUUUAUGACAAUGUUGAAAUAUUGCAAGAUUAUUGAUAGCUCUAUCAAAUUCAGUUGCUCCCAUAAGAAUAAUUGAUUUCUCUCCUAUGCGGUUAUCGUUGCAUAGAUACUUUAUUCGAGCCUAACUUUCCGAAUCUGACUGACAAUAUUAUUCGUUAAAUAAGAACUACCUAUCCAUUGUUCAUUGAUUUUUUUAAACUGAAUAACCAUGAAUGUUAUACAAUUGAUCACAUUGAAAUUGAGUGAGAUAAUUAAAUAAUAUCCAUAGAUUGAUGUUGAUUCCCUGUUGGGGAAUCAAUAUCGUCAGUAUUAUACUAUAUUUUUAUCAAUCUAAACGUGAGUUUGGAGUCUUGAAACUUGAAAGAUUCCGAGAAAAUACUUUUUGUUAUGUAGGACUCCUUUUUUAUUCAUCACCAUCUUCUCAUUCAAUGUUGAUUUGAAUUUAUUAAUCCAAACAUUUGAUUAUUGGUCAGUUAGUCAUCAAAUUGAAUCGAACCAUUAACUGUGAUUAAAAAAUAAUUCAAUUAAUUCUUAACUUACUCCUUAUAAUAAUAACAAAUUAUUAUAAUUAUUGAUACUUUGAUCAAACUCAUUAAUUCAGCCAGAUUGAUUCUAGUCAUAUCUUCUUCCUAACCAAUACAAUUUUUGAUCCUGCAAUCCUCUUUAAAAAUUGAAAAUAGCAGGAUAUUUUUUAAUAACAACCAAGGUUCUAUACAACUCUGAUAACAACUUUGAAAUCUCUCAUUCACAAUAUUUUUCUGUAUAAAAUUCUAGUGAACUGAAAACGAUUACAGGAAUAUAAAUGUGACAUGUAUAGAUAUGUUUUGAAUGGAACGUUGUACUAUGUGUAAAGAGUUAUUGAAUUGGGUAUUCGCGCUUUAAAUCGUAUUUAUAGGCUAUGUAGAUUUUCUCAUAACACUUCUGAAACAAUAAAUCAUGUGCUGUACAUAGAACUUUCUGUUUAACCUUUUUUCCAAAAUCUUCUAGAAGUUUAGUAUAAUUUACAAAAUGAAAUAUUUUCAACUCCAAAUUUUCUGGACAAAUUAGUUCUAAAGUAAUCGUGGAUGUAAUUUUAUGUAAAACUCCUGGUUGCAUGGAUCCCAUGUCUUUUUCAAAACAGUAUUGCUUCAUGACGAUUUGCUUUAGUGUACUGCUGUAAAUUGUGUUACUUAGUUUGUUCAAAAUAUUAAGUGUAGACAUUCUAACCAUGCCAUUUUGUACCUUCUUGUAAGUUAAACUCAUUAUAGAUGUUCAGAUUUAUUGUCCGCCAGCUUCAAUCGAAAUUAUGAUAAAAAUCAAUGUGUAACUUAUUUCUCAUAUAAUUGAGAACAUUUCAUAGUUCUAAACUUGUUCUUAUUUCUAUUUUAUUUUUUUCAAUGGCAAUUAUGAUACUUUGGAAAAAAUUAAAUUAUGAGAGUAUUGUCUAUCGAAACAAAAAUUCAGUAUUUUUACACAAUUUGUUUUCAAAAAUUGGCAUGAUACUUUGUAUUUAAACAGAUAAAUUAUUUGGCUAACUUUACAGGUCAAACAGUCAUUUUAAACUGUGAUAGCCCUACUCAUAUGAAAAUUGAAGGUUAUUUUCAGAAUUCUAGAGUUCUAUGAUCCACAUAAUAAUUGGAAUUCGCUAAUAUUUUUUCAUUCAUUAAAUAAUACACCGUAAUAAUUAACUUCCAGAGAAAUGUAUUCAUUUUUGUUAUGAAGAUAUUAGUACCUACAGUAUACUGUGAA
Molecule: messenger RNA, 4983 nt
Organism: Nilaparvata lugens (brown planthopper)
Lineage: Eukaryota; Metazoa; Arthropoda; Insecta; Hemiptera; Delphacidae
Product: homeobox protein Hox-C4a
Exons: 3
Coding region: 388-1515 (375 amino acids)
Biological process (GO): regulation of transcription by RNA polymerase II; cell differentiation
Cellular component (GO): nucleus
Molecular function (GO): DNA-binding transcription factor activity, RNA polymerase II-specific; RNA polymerase II cis-regulatory region sequence-specific DNA binding
Source: RefSeq, a predicted model, not a curated record